Medicago truncatula (barrel medic) is the source of this 1814-nucleotide messenger RNA. Its product is annotated as serine carboxypeptidase-like 12. Lineage: Eukaryota; Viridiplantae; Streptophyta; Magnoliopsida; Fabales; Fabaceae. Gene Ontology annotation, biological process: proteolysis; secondary metabolic process. The coding region runs from base 72 to 1562 and encodes 496 amino acids. Gene Ontology annotation, molecular function: acyltransferase activity, transferring groups other than amino-acyl groups; serine-type carboxypeptidase activity. The record is from RefSeq and is a predicted model, not a curated record. The transcript is spliced from 13 exons.
UAAUAGUACUAGUUUUCAGAUAAGAACAGGGAAGAGAAGUGGUGUGUCAAAAGAAAACAAGAAACUCUAAAAUGGCAAUGCUUAGGCUUAGUUCACAUCAGAAUCAGAAUGGUAAUAUUCUUAUUACCAGAACCUUGUUUAAGAUGAUUAUAAUAUUUGUUCUAGCAAUAUUUCUAUUGUUACAAAAUUCAUCCACCAACCUUGUUUUUGCUACAUCUCAAUUCAAUAUUGUGAAGUAUCUUCCUGGUUUUCAAGGACCCCUUCCCUUUGUACUAGAAACUGGGUAUGUGGGAGUGGGUGAAACUGAAACAGAUGAAAAUUCCGCGGAAUUGUUCUACUAUUUUUUAGAGUCUGAGAAUAAUCCUAAACAAGAUCCUCUCUUGCUUUGGUUAACUGGUGGUCCUGGUUGCUCUGCUUUUUCUGGCCUUGCCUUUGAAAUAGGUCCAAUAACGUUUAAAAAUGAGGAAUACAACGGGAGCUUACCAAAUUUGAUCUUGAGGCCACAUUCAUGGACAAAGGUAAGUAAUAUUAUAUUUUUGGAUUUGCCUGUGGGUACUGGAUUCUCUUAUCCCAAAACAGAAGGUGCUGCUCAGCAAAGCACUUGGAAGCUAGUUCACAAUGCUCAUCAAUUUCUUAGGAAGUGGCUCAUUGAUCAUCCAAAAUUUAUCUCAAAUGAAGUGUACAUUGCUGGUGACUCGUACUCAGGCCUUCCUAUCCCAAUUAUCGUUCAAGAAAUUUCAUAUGGAAACGAAGGGGGCCUUCAACCGUGGAUAAACCUUCAGGGAUACAUACUAGGAAAUCCCGUAACUUGGCCAGCUCACGACGAUAAUUACAAAAUACCAUUUAAUCAUGGCAUGGGACUUAUUUCUGAUGAACUCUACGAGUCAUUGCAAAAGAAUUGUAGAGGUGAGUAUAAAAAUAUAGAUCCCCAAAAUGUAUUUUGUCUAGAAGACAUCCAGUCCUAUCAAGAGACUAUAUCAGGAGUCUAUGAAGUUCAUAUUUUGGAAUCGAAAUGCGAGUUUGGUUUACCUAAUCCAUUGGAAGCCAAUGGUAGGAGGAGACUUCUUAUUCACAAGGCCAACACCAUCUUUACUUCUUCUCUUACAUUGCCACCUUUAAACUGUCGGAGUCAUGCAUAUUUCCUCGGUGCGUAUUGGGCCAACGACGCUAAUGUUCAAAAUGCAUUGCACAUUCGAAAGGGAAGUAUAGGAAAAUGGAAGCGUUGUAACUUUGACAUACCCUUCAAGCACGAAAUAGAUAACAGCUUUGAGUAUCAUGUAAAUCUUAGCAGAAAAGGCUAUCGUUCAUUAAUAUACAGUGGGGAUCAUGACAUGAAAGUUCCAUUUGUGGCAACUCAAGCAUGGAUAAGAUCUUUAAACUAUUCCAUUGUUGAUGAUUGGAGGCAGUGGUAUUCUAAUUCUCAAGUAGCAGGAUAUACUAGGACUUACUCAAAUCGGAUGACAUUUGCAACUGUGAAGGGUGCAGGACAUACGGCUCCAGAGUACAAACGUGAAGAAUGCUUAGCCAUGUUGAGUAGGUGGAUAUCUAAUAACCCACUCUAGGAAUUAAUACACCAAUUGAUAUAGGGAUGAUGCAUUUUAUUUUCGUUCUAUUUGGGGAGAAUUUUUGGAGGUUAGAUAGUUGUCUUAAUUCUCUUUAAGCAUGUCGGAGAGAGUUUCACCUGCAAGUCUUGUGAAAUUGCAGUGUUUGCUGUAACAUAAAAUGAUAUUUGGGUUAAUUAAGUUAUUAGUCCCUAUAAAUAUUUACAGUUUUGUUUUUAGUUCCUACAAAAUAAAAUCACACUUUUUAGUUCA